This is a messenger RNA of Knipowitschia caucasica, 489 nucleotides long. The record is from the annotation of a GenBank genome assembly. Lineage: Eukaryota; Metazoa; Chordata; Actinopteri; Gobiiformes; Gobiidae.
AUGUAUGGUGCGUCAACAUCAAACCAGCGCAUUGAAAGCUGGUGGUCCAUCUUUCGUAAACAAAGGAGUCAGUUUUGGAUAGACUUCUUUGGUGAUUUGAGGGAGAAGCAUCUCUUCAAUGGGUGUCAGGAGCAUAUGUCUUUAGUGCGAUACUGCUUUUUGGAUCUCCUGCAAAAAGAGCUGGAUGACUACAGGCGGCUCUGGAACACUCACACUAUCCGUCCUGUUCGCCAGUCCAGAUGUCCAUCUUGUAAACCAGAGGCAAUGUAUCAUGUGCCUCAAAGGUUUCAUGGGAGGAACUGUGGAUUCCUAACAUCUUCACAAAUGCUUGACCACUUACACAGCCUACUUCCCCCACUAGCAACUCCCAGAGAUGAACUGCAACCUGUUUUUGACGAAAUGCAACAACAGAGAGGUCUGACGACUCCUCUGCAGUGGGAAUGUGCUGUAGAGAACUACAUCAUUCUGAAGGACUUGGCUGGUUUGUAA